This is a messenger RNA of Ipomoea nil (Japanese morning glory), 865 nucleotides long. RefSeq lists its product as uncharacterized. NCBI's taxonomy places the organism in Eukaryota, Viridiplantae, Streptophyta, Magnoliopsida, Solanales, Convolvulaceae. The transcript has 3 exons. The record is from RefSeq and is a predicted model, not a curated record. Bases 128 to 772 code for a protein of 214 amino acids.
CCCAAAAUUCAAACUCCUAUAUAUCACAAUUUCUCCAUUAAACAAUUCCAACAAACGACAAAUCUCGCAACUUUCAGAGUUACAGAUUUAUUCUAUUGCAAGUUGAUUGAGUUCCUCCGUGUCCAAUAUGAUGUUGCGAUCCCGCAAGCCGCCGCUUCCGAGAUCUCCGAUUCGUCUUCGCUCUCGCCGCGCGCUCCGGUCUACCACAAACACCCUUCAAACUCCACCAGGUUCUUUGACAAAAUCCCAGUUGCCUAAUCCUCGUAGCGACGUUGAAGAAUGGGAGAUGCGUCCGGAAUUCUAUACAAUUUCCUGUGAGCUCCGGGCGCUGGUAAAGAUGUUGCAUCAAGAAAUCAGCAAUGGCGAUGGGGGCAAUCCCGGGAAUGAGGAAUACUCAUUUAACCCCAGAAGCCCAUUGUUUGAGAGGGGGAGGCUCUACGAAGAGUACUCAGCGAGGAGGAAUGAGAGGCUGAAGAGGAAGAAGUGCGGCGAAACCGGGGAGGAGAAGAAGGCGGUUUAUGGUCUUGGAGUGAGAGUUGAGUCUGCUAAGAAAAGGGGGGUGCAGAGUGGGAGGAAGACAGUUCCGGCGACUUCUCCGACGACGGUGCAGAGAGGAGGAGGAGAGAAGCCUAGGUAUAUGCUGAGAAGCAUGGCAACAAGCAAGGAGAACAAGAUGCCUCCUCCUCCUCAUCUGGGUAUAAGUGUUGAGAAAUCUAUUGAGGGUGGAGAGAAUAAGAAGAAGAUUGCAGUUAGAAGGUCCAGGAAAAUUUGAUUUUUAAAUUACUUCCUGAGUAAUCAAGAACUUGAAAUUCUUAUGAGGAAAAAUGUAGCUACUGAACCAGUACCUAAUCAUACAGUUUAUCUU